AGACGAACCGCAACAACAGUACUAACUCAGUUGUUCGUCUCUCUGUUUUCACCAUGCACUCCGUCGCCAAUGGAUUUGUCUUCGUGGUUCCGACGCAGCCUCUUAAGGAAGAGUGAAAAGACCAAAAACCCAGAUCCCUCUGAGCAAACCCUCCUGCCCCGAAGUGAAGAAGAAGAGCAACUGGGAGUCACAGAGGAACUGAUCGACCAUGUCAAGUCUUUCACUUUAGACACUUUCAAGAAUUUCCCUCUCCCAGAUGAUGAGGGCGCUGACAAUUCUCCUACAACUUCGAGCAACACUCAAAAAGAUCUCUCUGAAUGGCAGGAAAAACAUGCCACUCUUGUGCUCUCAAAAGUGAAGGAACUUUCCCAUCUGAGAUAUAAACUAUGCCCGGGAUACUUGAAGGAGCAUCAAUUUUGGAGAAUAUACUUUCUGCUUGUAAAGAAACAAGUGGCUGAAUACGAGCUGCGUGCCAUACAACUAGCGAGGCUGAAAGAAAUGGCAGUGGAGAAUGAGAAGUCUACAAAUUCCAUUGCAUAUGAAGUUGAAAUGUCAGAGGCAAAGCAGGGAGCAAGCUUAGCCCUUCCAACUCCAUAGCUUUAUGCAUUUCUUUUUAGGAGUAGGAAUGUAUUGGGUAGUCGACUGACUGAUCCACUGAACAGAACGUAUUGGAAAAAUGUAGAAUCGUUUAUGCAUUCUUUUUCUUUUUCUUUUUUUAAUUGUGCAGACGAAAUAGUAGUUUCUUAACGGCUUUCUUAUUAGAGCUUCUCCAGUAAGGAU
Prunus avium (sweet cherry) is the source of this 780-nucleotide messenger RNA. RefSeq names its product BSD domain-containing protein. Lineage: Eukaryota; Viridiplantae; Streptophyta; Magnoliopsida; Rosales; Rosaceae. The record is from RefSeq and is a predicted model, not a curated record.